AGCCGUGCCUGGGCUCGCAUGCAAAAGCCAUCGCCUCCCCUCCGCUCCAACUAUUUUAAUCAUUUCAAAAAGGGUGGGUCAUCAGGCAUUUGGCUGUGGUUCCUUUUAUAUAGCUAAGGUGGAGUCAGCCAAUGGCCUGCAAGCCUGGAAAAAUUUGCAGGGCAGUUUCCCUGGACAGCUUUGCAGAGCUGUGCCAUUUGAAUUCAAGCACGCGCACACACACACACACGCACUGUGCUCUCCAUUUCUGGCUUGCCUCCCAGCACAGAGAGUUGAGCUAGAGCUCGGGUUCACUUUUUUCUUCUCACUCUCCUCCCGGCAGCGACAGCUUCUCCAGGCUCUGCUAGUCGGGACUCCCAAGCAAGCAUGGCGGACACCCCUUUGCAAAUCAUUGAGCAGCCCGCUCCUUCCGAGACCUCCGAGGAGCAGGUGGCCGAGGAGCCGAUUAAAUCAGAUCAGAUCAAUGGCGUGAUGGUGCUCACCCUCCUGGACAAGAUCAUCGGGGCGGUGGAUCAGAUCCAACUGACCCAGACGCAGCUGGAGGAGAGGCAACAAGAGAUGGAUAGCGCAGUGGCCAGCAUCCAGGGGGAACUUACCAAGCUCACCAAAGCACACACCACCACCAGCAACACCGUGAACAAGAUGCUCGAGAAAGUACGCAAGGUGAGCGUCAACGUGAAAACCGUCCGGCAGAACCUGGAGAAGCAAGCCGGGCAGAUCAAGAAGCUGGAGGUCAACGAGGCGGAGCUGUUGAAGCGAAGGAACUUCAAAGUCAUGAUCUACCAGCCUGAGAAGACCCUGAGUGUGCCCUCUGAUCCUGCGUCCGAGAAUCCGCCCUCUGACCCUGCACCUGAGAAUCCGCCCUCUGACCCUGCGCCCAAGAAUCUGCCCUCUGACCCUGCGCCCGAGAAUCUGCCCUGGCCCCAACCAGCAGCGGACUUGAAGGGAGGCGGCAGAUUUAGGGCAUCAGAAGCAUCACCUGAAGACUGUGUUGAGCCUCUUCUCCUGAAACUCUAAAAGCUGCCGCGGGCAGUGCCAGGCCCCGCUGCUGCCCACUUCUUGGUGGCUGCACUCGCAGUACGGCUAGUAAGGCAGAUAUUUAUAGUUGGCAUAAAUGCCUCCGCGGAUUGAAUAGUCUGUUUGCUGCAUGAUAAUGGUGCUGUCGUUUUGGGGCUGUGCAAGAAACCGUGAUCUCCUCUCCA
Messenger RNA from Trachemys scripta elegans, 1202 nucleotides. It is a transcript of the gene CAVIN1, whose product is annotated as caveolae associated protein 1. NCBI's taxonomy places the organism in Eukaryota, Metazoa, Chordata, Testudines, Emydidae. The coding region runs from base 367 to 1017 and encodes 216 amino acids. Gene Ontology annotation, molecular function: rRNA primary transcript binding. The record is from RefSeq and is a predicted model, not a curated record. The transcript is spliced from 2 exons. Gene Ontology annotation, biological process: termination of RNA polymerase I transcription; transcription initiation at RNA polymerase I promoter. Gene Ontology annotation, cellular component: cytoplasm; caveola.